CCAUUCAUUACCUCUGUCACACGCGGACCCUAAGACGUGUGCAGGGACUCCGAGAGGCUCAGCCGUUGUAGACCACACUUUUUUACAACACAAGAUAUUUAAGUAUUGUAUUAAGAGAUAUUAUUCCAUUGAGGUGGUGCAUACGAUAUCGGAACUACGCCAUUGUAAUUAAGUUUAAAACAAGCUAAAAUAAUAGAAAUAAACAUUCCUGUGUAAAAUGAACGGACUACAAAAAUCGGGUUAUCUACAGGUGAAGCAACCAUCAAAUAUAAAGGGACGCAAGCUCAAGACAUGGAAAACGAAAUGGGGUAUUUUGCACAAGAUGAGCAACAUCUCCGAAGGGACAUUUGCUGCCAAAUUAGACCUAUACCCUGACGAGAUCUCCGCGGCCACAGUAUCACAGGACAAACAAACCUAUAUAUUUGAAAAUGUCUCGUGUAUCCAGUCUGCCAAUUCGAAGACCCACAAAUGUGCGUUUGAGAUUGUUGAGACAUACCCACUGAUAUGUCUUGCAUCCUUGAUCGACGAAGAAACACUGGAAUGGGCCAAAGCUUUCCAGUACAUUUUCUGGCCACCUCCGGGUCCAGAUGGUGAAGAUUUGUUCCAAGUAAUAAUUGAAGAGAACGAGGACUCCAGGAAAUACUCCCUAAGCGGUGAAUACUGGAUGCUCCUUUCGCCACAGGAACUAAAAAUCAAGGCAAUGUCAAAGGCUCAAAUGUUGUCAUGGAAACUCAGCAAUCUGAAAAGAUUUAACCUGGAUCAAAGCAACUCCAAAAUACUCAUCAUAGAAUCAGGAGCGAAGUCAGAUUUUGGUGAGGCCAAGUUUAUGUUCCGGUCAAGCAAUGUUCGCGAAAUAUUCCAAUGCAUUAGAAAAAACAUAGCACGCGCUGUCGAGCAGCGACAACGGAAACUAUCGACAGACUCUCUAGAAUGGCGCGGGAGAGCAUCUUCAGCUUCCAACAGUGAGAAGGGUUAUAAGAUGCUUUUAGAGAGAAGCAGAGAAAAUCUGAAUGUAUCCAGCGACUCCAUUGACAGCAUAAGUGGGACUUCAGGUAGUACAAAACAGAGGACUAAAAGUCAAGAUAGUUUACAUAAUGUCGGUUCACUUGAAACCUUUCCUCCACCUAAACCCCCGCGCUUGCCACCUAAAGCAGAUCAAAUUGAUGGCAAUCAGUUAUCAAGUUGUUAUGACGAACUUUCCCUCCCUUCAGCAGCAAAAGUUGAUGCUAAGAAGGAAUCACCUUCAAUCGUCUCUACUGAGGUCAUUCAUGAUAAGGAGAAUCAGCGGUUUGUAGAGGUAAACCACGACAAGUAUGGCUACAGUCACAUCCCGUGCCAGAUACCUCCAGAGUCUCGGAUCAGUGUUGUGCGUUCCGUGUCCGGAUAUGAUGACGUCGAUUUAAGCCCGACCUCAGAAAAAGGUAGAACGAUUCCAAACCGUUUAGAUCAUAACCAAGAUCUUAGGUCUGGUUCAGUCAAAUCUAAUGACUCAGGUUUUGUAGCGUCUCCAGAUGUCGAGACUUCGGGUUCUACGGUACGACAGACAGCCACCGGCUUAAAAGCCAAUCACAAAAAGAACGGCUCGUUUGACAGCGCUAUAUAUACGUCAUCUGGCGUGGAGUCGAUCAGUGCAGCGGUAAAUGACGUGCUUAUCGUCACCGAACUAUCGACAGGCAACAAAACUUACGAUAACAUUGACUGUUCGGUCCCAGUCGACCAUAGUGAGAUAUAUAGCGAUAUACAUUCUCAUUCCAAACAUGACACUCAUAUAAACGAAGAGACAGAGACACAAUACGAGGACACACAUAUAAACGAAGAAACAGAGACACAAUACGAGGACCUUGAAAAGUACCGAAAAGAUCUAAGCAAGUAUCUCGGCAUGGAUCCUCGAGUGAACCCAAAAGACGUACCGCCUUCUUUGCCAGACCGACCCACUUCGCUACCGAUUCGGCGGAAGGAGUUCAAGAAAAAGACCAAAAAGUCGAAAUCUAGCAGAAAAGUUACAUUUUCGCGUUUUCUAAAAGAACGUAACAGUGCACAUAGUCGAACUGCAUCCGUAACGUCGACAUCUUCAUCGUCAUCUGUGUCUGAUGGCGAAGAAGAAUCGUCCAUUCCGAAGAUACCAACAUUCCAAAUGUUAAAACACAUGCAGAAGAACACUCUUUAUGAACAGACUAGCGUUCACGACGACAAAAACAAUAUGUUGACAGUUUCUACAACGAACAACCCAGAUAAUGUCCCACAUAGACACUCUUCGGAUCCAGUGCUUAUGGGGGCGUCUCAAAGCCUUACAAACACACAAAGUGCAGGCUAUGUUGAGGUCAAAAACGAACCCAAAAGGACAGUUUCUUUUGACUUAUUAACGGGAGAACUUUUGGAAGAUUCCGUCGUUACAACGAAUGAUCACACAGUGUCACGUAUACUAUCGCCGACCUCCACAGAUACUCCUAACUUUCCUCCUGUUGUUGAAAAGCUAGUCGCCAUCGACCUGCCAGAGAACAAAUCGACUGAAAUAGUAAUGGACAGCGCUACAGGGACACAAGAUCAGCUGAUUUUCCGUGCAAAGCCUGAUGGCAACUUUGUAUGGGACCCAUUUCCAAAUAUGACAAAACCUGACCGACCACUGAUAGACUUUGACAGUAAUCAAGAUUUGACUUUUUCUUCCGAGAACAAAACUGUUUUGUCACCAGUUACAUUAGACACAAAUUGCUAUGAAAUCAUGGUAUCGCCAAGUGAAGUCAACAAUUUUGGCAAUCUCGAUUCGCUUGACUUAUCAAGCAUCAAACCAGAGAGUAGCCCAAUCGGUACAUCAACACCAAAUGCAAUGUCUGUAGACAACAUGGACCCAUUCAAUAUUUUCAGCCAGGAUACUUCCCCGUUGAACGUGGCUCACAGUAGGAGUAAUUCUUUCGAUGUUGAUGCUGACAUUAGUGUCAAUAAGCCAAAUGACGUCAGCGAGGAGUCUACGUACAUGGACAUGUCAAGGGUCACACCGCCGGUCGAGGAUGUGUACGUCGCGCCUUCAAUGGUAUGACGUCGACCAAUAAGAUUUUGUAACAUCUUAUCGUACAGCUAAACGCAUAUUCGUACAAACGUAAAAAUGACUACAGAUUGUACUAGACCUUAUAGCAUUGUCGUUUGUGUAAGCUUGUGCACACAAGUAAGAUAAUAAGAUCAAGUUAAUCGAUAGAUUCAUUAAAACAAGUUUGGGCAAACAUGCGGACAAUACAAAAUUACUGAAAUUAAAGAUCGCUGGUAAAACUGGCAGUGAUGUUUAGGGUUUCGACGAAAUUCCCAUUCAAAUCUUGAAAACGUUCGAACUCUUCGGGAUUUUAUUUAAAAAAUACAUUUUAUUCUUUCAUAUGUAUUGGUUGUGUAAUCAAUACAAAUCGUAUCUCAAUGCCAUAAUAUUGCCAUGUUAAGAAUUAUCAUGCAAAUGUGUUAUCUCUUGAAAAAUGUUGACGUAUAUGUAAUAAUUUGCAUUAUAGUAUAUACA
This is a messenger RNA of Mizuhopecten yessoensis (Yesso scallop), 3496 nucleotides long. RefSeq lists its product as uncharacterized. The record is from RefSeq and is a predicted model, not a curated record. The transcript is spliced from 4 exons. Gene Ontology annotation, cellular component: cytoplasm. The coding region runs from base 218 to 3034 and encodes 938 amino acids. NCBI's taxonomy places the organism in Eukaryota, Metazoa, Mollusca, Bivalvia, Pectinida, Pectinidae. Gene Ontology annotation, biological process: cell surface receptor protein tyrosine kinase signaling pathway.